AUGAAGACCCUUCAUUCCAUUUUAGCUCUGACCAGUGCAGCAGUCCUUAGCUUGACUCUGUCUUUCGAAUGGUGCAAACAGCGUCAGCGCUCUUGGGACGCACGAAUGCAAACCCUGCGCAUGCACUUGCUUGAAUCGGAUGAGAACGGCUGUUGCACUCAGUUGCAGUCCUGGGAGGAGUUGCCACGUAUCGUCCAGCGCUUUUUGGAUGGCAUUGCCACUUUAUCAACUUCUCCAUCCAGAGAGGAUGAUUCCACUGUCGACUCAUCCAACAUGAGCUGUAGCAGCUCAUCAAUCACAUCCAAAAUUCGGUCUUUGACCAUUCAACAGGAAGGCUUCUUUUCCUUGCAGAAUGCAUGGUUGCCCUUCACAGCUUAUCAAUUCGUAUCCGCGCUUGCUCGGAAACCAGGUUUCGUGUGGGAAGCCAGAAUUGCUCCGAAAGCCCUCCCGCGAGGAUUUCAGUGGCCAAGGGUCCGUGUAUGCGAUGCCUGGUCAAAUGGAAGGGGCCAUUUGGAAGCGUCCCUGGCGGGCAUUAUCACCGUGGCGAGUAUGACGGAGCCGGACGAAGUGCUCUUGCAAGGAGAAAUGUUACGUUGGCUCGCGGAAGCACCAUUGAUCCCGACCGUGUUGCAUCCCAGCACUGGUAUCGUUUUUUGGCACACAGUGCCGAACGAACCUCUACAGGCCAUGCUGUCGAUGAAAGAUCCCUAUACAUCCCUGCAAGUAUCGCUUACCGCCACCUUUGACGAAAAACUCGGUCGUAUGACAACAAUUCAGGGACUUCGGCCCAAAGCAUGCGCAAACGGUAGCGGCUCCUUCGAAUUGGCUCCCUGGAUUGGGCAUUUUUACAACUACACGUGGCAAGAGUCAGUACACUUCUUCGUUCCAACCCACAUGGAAUGUGGGUGGAUUGUCGACGGUAUUGAAGAACUCUAUUUCAAGGGCGACAACGUUGAGCUUAACUACAAUGUAGAAACUCUGAGACUGGAACAAAUCAAUUCCAGGCAGUCACAGUAA
Molecule: messenger RNA, 1017 nt
Organism: Phaeodactylum tricornutum CCAP 1055/1
Lineage: Eukaryota; Bacillariophyta; Bacillariophyceae; Surirellales; Neidiaceae
Exons: 1
Coding region: 1-1017 (338 amino acids)
Source: RefSeq, a predicted model, not a curated record